Molecule: messenger RNA, 1520 nt
Organism: Paecilomyces variotii
Lineage: Eukaryota; Fungi; Ascomycota; Eurotiomycetes; Eurotiales; Thermoascaceae
Product: putative sphingolipid desaturase
Exons: 3
Coding region: 182-1453 (423 amino acids)
Biological process (GO): ceramide biosynthetic process
Cellular component (GO): membrane
Molecular function (GO): sphingolipid delta-4 desaturase activity
Source: RefSeq, a predicted model, not a curated record
CAGUCCGUAGCCCCACGUGGAAAGAAAGAUCUCCGAAGCCGACACCGCCAUCCCCGAAACUUCUCAAGCAAUGGCUGGUCGUCAAUUCUCAUUUCACAGUUGCUGUCAAAUACUUUGAAAACCUGCUAGUCGCUCUUGUGUAUGGGAUAGGGAUACGGGACCAUUUCACAACCCUUACAACAUGCCGUCGCUCGUUACUACGGAGUCCGCGCCUCACCUCCGCGUGUCCGCCGGGAAGGACCAGGCACCAACAGACGCAGGAACAUCUGCCAGGGCACCACCACCAGAAGACUCGUCCGUCGAUCACUUUUUCUGGACAUAUACAGAGGAGCCGCAUCGAUCACGGCGUCAAGCAAUUAUCAAGGCGCAUCCAGAGGUCACCAAGCUCUGUGGUCACGAACCGCUCACGAAGUAUGUCGUCCUUGGUGUCGUCUCCCUGCAAGUCCUCUGCGCUUGCCUUCUCAAGGAUACAUCCAUGCUGGACUGGAAAUUCCUCGCAACGGCAUACGUGAUUGGCGCCACGGCCAACCAAAACCUCUUCCUCUCCAUCCAUGAGAUAUCACACAAUCUGGCGUUCCGUUCGCCUAUGGCAAACAGACUACUGGCUAUCUUUGCCAAUCUGCCCAUCGGGCUGCCAUACAGCGCUGCAUUUAGGCCCUACCAUCUGACACAUCACAAGUCCCUGGGAGUUGCAGGACUUGACACCGAUCUUCCUACAGCUUUUGAAGCUUGGUUCCUCGACUCCCUGCUCGGCAAAGCCUUCUUCUGCACGUUCCAGAUCCUCUUCUAUGCGGUCCGCCCUAUGUUCAUCUACAGCCCGCCGUUCACCUCGAUCCAUGUCCUGAAUCUCAUUACCCAGUUUAUCUUCGACUACAGCAUCAUCAAGCUCUGCGGUUCCGCGCAGCCACUGUACUAUUUCAUACUGAGCUCGUUCUUGGCGGGUUCCCUGCACCCUUGCGCAGGACACUUUAUCGCCGAACACUACUUCUUCUCCAACGUCCAGACGGGCGGGACUGAAUCGAUUGAGGAACAGAAAUCUGCUGGGAAGAAUGAGCCUAAGAAGGAACACCCCCUGGACUCUCUCGCGCCGCCGGAGACAUACUCUUACUAUGGCCCCCUCAACAUCCUUACCUACAAUGUUGGCCUGCACAAUGAACACCAUGAUUUCCCGGCUGUCCCUUGGACCCGCCUGCCAAAGCUGCACCAGAUCGCGAAGGAGUUCUACGAACCGCUGCCCUGCCACCGCAGCUGGGUCUGGGUCAUCUGGACCUUCAUCCUGGAUAGCAAUGUCGGAAUGUGGUGUCGGGUGAAGAGAUCCCAGGGUGGCCGUAUCGUUGGUGGAGGUGGACAAGAUGCCAAAAGAUACGGCAGAAGCGGCGAAACCAUCUCAGCUGCAUCUGCCGCCAAGGACGACGAUGGUGAUGGAUGGAAGGAGAGUGAGCUUCAGAACUAAACGAGAUCUAUCUUAUCAGAUGUAUGCUCUGUAUACAGGGGGGUUUUGUCUGGCGUUUGAAAUGGUU